Messenger RNA from Guyanagaster necrorhizus, 1522 nucleotides. RefSeq lists its product as uncharacterized. Bases 181 to 1215 code for a protein of 344 amino acids. NCBI's taxonomy places the organism in Eukaryota, Fungi, Basidiomycota, Agaricomycetes, Agaricales, Physalacriaceae. The record is from RefSeq and is a predicted model, not a curated record. The transcript is spliced from 6 exons.
UGAGAUUGGAUCCUAUGCUCAUUUCUUCAAUGAUUGUACCUUGACGCACUAGAAUAUCAGGACACCGACACCAACGAAGCCAUUCCAGGUCCUGUUUCAGCAGUCAGUACUCACCAUAUAAAGGCUCUAAAAACUUACAGCCUCGUUGAAAAUCUCAUUCUUUCUUAUCUUUUCCGCGAAAUGGCAUCACAGCCCGCAAUUCCGGACCUCACAGACACAGAUCUUGCAAUGAUAUUCCAAGUGCUCGAUGCCUAUCUGAAUACGAUGAUACUUCAGGCUUUGUUACUCGGCGCGUAUAGCUGUAUACUAGGUGGUACAUUGUGGUACAUGUUCCACGGAAACGACCACAGAUACAGGGGGUUCAUGCUGUUCACAGUCCUAUCACUCUACGUCCUCGCUGUGGUCGACUUUGCCUUUAAUUGGUCCUUCACGCGUACCGCAUUCAUCACCGAUGGGCAGAAUUUCUGGAGCGUAUUCAUGGCGAUGUUCGGAUCUACUUCCUCCUUACGACCGCCUCAUUAUCUGGUUUCUGGUAUUACCGGGCUGAUCAGUACGGCUCUCGCUGACACUGCGCUGAUAUGGCGUUGCUGGGUAGUCUGGGGUCAUCGCUGGUUAAUUGUUUUGAUCCCUAUUUUGUGUACCAUAACCAGUGCCACGAUCAAAAGCAUACAAACUUAUCGUGGUUUACGAGACAUGGUAGACUCCGUAAGCCAAGAAUCUGCUCAGGGAACGUCAAUCGACUUGACAACCGUCUACAUCGCAAUGGCGCUUACUACAACGCUAUUGUGUACUAUUCUAAUUGUGUAUCGUAUCGUCAGCAUUGGGGGAGCACGUUAUGCAUCGGGGAUUCGCACAUAUCGGGGUGCCAUUGAGGUCGUUGUGGAGUCGGCAGCUCUCUUCUCCGCAUCUUUAAUCGUUUACGUGGCCUUGGUCGCCAGAAACAACGUCGCGGAUGACUACUUGGAUGUCAUCGCCGCAGCGUUCAGGGGAAUCGCGCCCACCCUCAUGGUUGGCAGAGUAGCUUCUGGGCAUGCCCGCCCAGACGAUUCUUGGAAGGAAACGGCACUGACUGCCACGCCCUUUGGUUCUAUUCGCUUUGCUCGUUCUCGUCACGAGAACAUGGCGAGUACGCAGCUCACACUUGGUGCUCAAAGUGGUAUUCUCGUGGAUUCGCAUUCCGUUGCAAGUGAGAAUGGUCAAAAAUCGAACGUCUGAUGAUGCCAGAGUCUUCAAGUCAGAACCGCUACUUUUGACAUGUCACUUCCUCCUUACCUAUAUAUAUAAGAUCGCACAUUUCUUCGGUGUCAUCCAGCUUGUGAAUGGCAUAGCGCGGUAGAUUUUCCAGCUUCAGCUCUGAGUCCACCAGCCCAACUGCUAUUUUCUCUAAGAUUCUUACUUCUCGCAGACUAUACUACUAUCGGUGCACGAAGUUCAAGCUAUCCUCUCCGUUCACAUCUCUGUCACGUUUGACUUUGGUUCCUGUAGGACUUCCAUAGGUAAACUUGUAGGCAGAAUUCCCGGG